This is a messenger RNA of Protopolystoma xenopodis, 708 nucleotides long. NCBI's taxonomy places the organism in Eukaryota, Metazoa, Platyhelminthes, Monogenea, Polystomatidea, Polystomatidae. The record is from the annotation of a GenBank genome assembly.
AUGAAUGGUCUGGCCGUCAGCAACUACAUGAAUUCCGCUGCUGUGGCAGCGAGUCUGCUUGGCUUGACGGGUAAUGCGGGACCUCCAGGAGGUCAAACGGCCACUGCCAUCAGCGGCAUAGCCGCUCCGACGGCCUACUCCGAGCCACAUCAGCACCAGCCCAAUGUUCAGCCUCAUCAUGCCCAUCAUCACCAACAACAGCAUCAGCAACAGCCACAGCAGCAGGCGCAGCCCCAUCACCAUCGACAACAACAACAGCAGCAACAGGCUUUUGCCACUUUGGCCGCAGUCGCUUCGAUGCUUCCUAACAGUUCGCUCAAUGGCCUUACGGGCCAGAGUAGUCCCGGGUCUUAUGGAACUAGCUACAACCUUGGCUCGUUGCCUACCGGCUCGGCCGGCUUGUACGACUAUGCUACUGGGCUUGGACUGUCAGCCGAACAACUGGCUCUACUGAUCUCAACAUAUGGCCUGGCAGGUUCCGCCACAGCCGCACCUACCGCAGCUCAGGCUCCGGCCAGUCUAACUGGAUUGAAUGGUCAUCUGGGACUCUCGGGGCAUCCUGGACAUCCAGGAUCUGCCCAGGUGCAUCAGCACCAACAACACGUCCACAAUCAGUCCACCACUGGCAGGCACUUUGUGUCCGGAGGGUACCCGGGCCUAACAACUAAUACGCCUCCCUUCGCCUUACAGGUGAGGAAUCACUUCUGA